AUGUCAUUUAUAUUCAAAAGCAUUCUUCUUGUUAACUUGGGGAUUCCCGCUGUGAUAUGUCAAAUUGAUUUGGGUUCCUUUUCAUUGGGACAAAAUAAACGUGGUGAUCUGAAAUUUAUUUUCAAUCAAGCGGCGAAUAUUUUGGGAUUCGGAGGUGAUCGUGGAGUCGAUUUAACAAUUGGUGAAGGUCGAUUUAAUACCAAAGCACGACAAGGAGCAUUGAUUGCUGGAGAAAGAAUUAGUGCUGAUUCCGGUAUUAAUAUUAAUGAAGCUGAAGGAGUGGAUUUUAGAAACUUUUUAAAUUUUAACAACAGUCCCAUUUCAUUCAAUAAUCCUGUUGGCCUAUUCCUUUCAUUUCUGGAAAAGAUCAAAAAUUUCUUUACCACUGAUAAACGAUCGGAUGUCAUACGAUUUCCCACGCAAUAUGAAAAUUCGGAUGUCGAAAUAGGAAGUGUUUCUCGCAAUUUUGAAACAUCAGAACAGCAGAGAAUUUCAGGAGAGACGGUGAAUUAUAGGCAACCUGAAAAUGAUGAUUAUUAUCACAAUGUUGAAGUUGAAGAUGAAGCGGCUCAAAAACAGUUUAAAACGACAAGUGAAUCUUCUGGUAAGGAAAAUUGGGACAUAAUGAAUCGGAGUAUUAUCGGAACUGAAUUCAAUACUACAAUCACUUAA
Cercopithifilaria johnstoni is the source of this 672-nucleotide messenger RNA. NCBI's taxonomy places the organism in Eukaryota, Metazoa, Nematoda, Chromadorea, Rhabditida, Onchocercidae. The record is from the annotation of a GenBank genome assembly.